AUGAAUUACGCAAGGCAUGGUGCAAGAUCCAUCAGCAGUGGAGUUUACAACCUGGUCCAGGGUGGGGAGCUCCUGGCCUACGGUGCGCUUGCGGACGCUGGUUUCUCGGGAGACUGGAGCCGCAUCGGAGUGCUCACAACGGACCAGGAGGUGCUGGCCCAGCAGGCCUGGUGGUUCAUCCUGGUAGCUCAUUCGGUAGUGGCGGCCAUCACGGCGAUGUACGCGCAGAGACAGGGCUACCCACCGCUCCAGGCCGGCGCCCGGGGCCUCUUAUUCGGCACACUGGGGCUGUACGACGUCUAUGUCCGCUGCCAGGGCAAGCGCGCCCAACAAAAUUAG
Volvox carteri f. nagariensis is the source of this 339-nucleotide messenger RNA. RefSeq lists its product as uncharacterized. Lineage: Eukaryota; Viridiplantae; Chlorophyta; Chlorophyceae; Chlamydomonadales; Volvocaceae. The coding region runs from base 1 to 339 and encodes 112 amino acids. The transcript has 5 exons. The record is from RefSeq and is a predicted model, not a curated record.